CAUGGUUAUACAGAAACCCAAGAACGUUAUAGUAUACCAACAUUGAAGAGAGCUUAUAGCUAUCGCAAAAAUUAUAAUUUUAUAACUUUAGAUUACGCUUCAUAUUCUAAGGCUGAUAAUAUGGUAUUAUCUUUUCCUAGGGCUCUAACUCCGUUUGUUUCACAAGCAUUAAUAAAACUUUUUAAUGCUGGAUUGCCAAUUGAAAAAUUUCAUUUGAUAGGUCAUUCAAUAGGAGGACAGUUCGUAGGUUAUAUAGGAAGAAAUAUAAUUGCACAAACCAAUGGUACAAAAGUAUUAAAUAGAAUAUCUUCAUUAGACCCAGCAUACCCAGGAUUCUCUUCUUUUUCGUUUAUGGAAACAAUAAGUUCAAAUGAUGCUAAAUUUGUUGAUGUCAUACAUACAGAUGCAUAUGUUUUUGGUGCUCCGCUUCAAACUGGUAGUGUAGAUUUUUGGCCAAAUGGAGGUAAAGCAUUACAACCAGGAUGUCCUCCGCGCAAUUUACUUGUACUAGAUACAAAUGAUUUUUGUAGUCAUUGGAGAUCAUGGAAAUAUUGGGCUGAAAGUGUUGCAAAUUUAUAUCCAGAAAAAUUUGUAGCAUAUAAAGCAAAUACAUAUUCUGAAUUUUUAACUAGACCAUUAUCUUUCUAUCAAACUAAUGAAAUCACAUUAAUGGGAUUACAAGCUUCAAGAAGGCAAAUAAUUUAUCAAUUUUUGUUCUUUUAAUUUUAAAAAAUUAUCAAAAAUAAAUUGAUUUUUUUCUUUUUUCACAGUUCUAGGGGAAAUUAUUAUUUAUAUACAAAUGAUGAGAAACCUUUUGC
This is a messenger RNA of Condylostylus longicornis, 818 nucleotides long. Its product is annotated as inactive pancreatic lipase-related protein 1-like. Lineage: Eukaryota; Metazoa; Arthropoda; Insecta; Diptera; Dolichopodidae. The annotation marks the transcript as partial. The transcript has 5 exons. Gene Ontology annotation, molecular function: lipase activity. The record is from RefSeq and is a predicted model, not a curated record.